This is a messenger RNA of Ruditapes philippinarum (Manila clam), 1197 nucleotides long. Its product is annotated as putative nuclease HARBI1. The record is from RefSeq and is a predicted model, not a curated record. Bases 193 to 1197 code for a protein of 334 amino acids. NCBI's taxonomy places the organism in Eukaryota, Metazoa, Mollusca, Bivalvia, Venerida, Veneridae. The transcript has 4 exons.
GGCCAGUUUCUCAAAGCUCUGUUAAAUUUAACCGUCCGUUAAAUCCACUAACGCACGGUUAAAUUUAACCUUUGUGUUAAAUUCUGUUGCUCAAAAUUAACGCUCACUUUAACUGCCACUUUAACAGCUGAAUCUGUCUGUUAAUUUAAUCAAGGUUUGAACCUCCGUUAAAAUUUAACAGAGGAAUCAAAUAUGGCUGCUUUCAUGUUAGUUCCUAUUAGAAGAGAACGUCAGUUUCGCUAUACCUCGCAUUUACAUGAAAUGACUGACAGUGAAAUGAUACGCAGGUAUAGAUUUAGUAAUGAAGGUGUGAAUUAUAUUGUAAAUUUACUAGAAAAUGACAUAAAAAGGAGUACGAAAAGAAACCAUGCCAUUUCACCACGUACCCAGGUGUUGCUAGCAUUAAGAUUCUUUGCAUCUGGUUCCAUGUAUGAAGUCAUUGGGGAUACCUGCGGAUUUAGCAAAAGUACAGUGUCAAGAGCGUUUGACAGUGUCACAGAUGCACUAGUAAGUCACAUCCAUGAGUUUGUGAGCUGGCCACAUGAGGAAAAAAAGAAAAUUUCUUCACACUUUUACGAUAUCGCCGGCUUUCCUAAUGUAAUCGGCUGCAUUGACGGCACACAUGUGAGGGCACCAAAGACCGAUGAGGCCUCCUUCGUAAACAGAAAAGGCUAUCAUAGUAUUUCUGUACAAGCUGUCUCUGAUAAUGAAGGUAAAUUCACGAGUGUAAAUGCAAGUUGGCCAGGUUCUUGCCAUGACAGUCAUGUUUUCAGAACAUCGGGGCUUUGUCAGCGUCUUGAGAAAGAAAACAAAAGUUUUUCAGAUGGGGUCCUUCUCGGUGAUAGCGGGUAUCCAUGUAGACCUUUCCUAAUGACACCAUUCUUGGCGACAGAUACAGUUGGAAAAAUGCGCUACCAAGAGAGUCACACAAAGACACGUGUAACUAUAGAGAGAGCUUUUGGACAGUUGAAGCGUCGCUUUCAUGUUCUUCAUUCAGAGAUGCGGCUUGCUCCUGCUAAGGUGUGUCGAGUUGUUACUGCAUGUGUUAUCUUGCAUAACAUAGCUCAUUUUCUUCAUGAAUCAGAUGUAGAGGAGUUUGAAGAAAAUGACUUGGAUGUCGGCAAUGAAAGAUGUUUAAACGAUAGGCGAGAUGGGGCAGCAGUUAGAGAGUUUUUCGUACAGCAAUAUUUUGCUUGA